CCGUGAGCCCUGGUACAGAGGCAAGAUGGAGGAUUUAGUUGUGGAGGUGUGUGGUGAAAAUGGUGCUUACUAUAAGGCUUAUGUGACGGACAUUCAUGAUGAUGAACUUACAGUAGCAUUUGAAAAUGACUGGCAGCCCAAAAGCAAGUUCCCCUUCCAAAGAGUCAGGCUUCCUCCACUGCCCUUAAAAGAGGGAGAAAAAUUAGAAUUAACAGAAGGACAGGAGGUUGAAGUCUACUCUAGGGCCAAUGAACAAGAAGCAUGUGGUUGGUGGAAAGCUGUGGUAAAAAUGACCAAAGGAGAUUUCCAUGUGGUAGAGUACCUGGGGUGGGAAACUACUUACACAGAAAUUGUUCCUAGUGACAGACUGCGCCAUAAAAAUACUAACCCUCCAGUCACAAAGUGGUCAUUUCAUAAAUUUGAAAUAGAUGUACCGGAAGACCUUCGGGAACACUCUAAAAUAGAAAAUGCUCAUAAAGAAUAUAAGAAGGCCAUUGGUGCAGACGUUGUUACGUAUAAUGCAGAAAAGAAUGUUUUAGUGAUAAUUGGGAGAUCAGAAGCCACCAAAAAAAGAGCAAUAUUGUUGAUAGAAAUGCACUUCCGAAACUUAAGACAGAAAGUGCUUUUAGUCCAUAGAACUGAAGAAGCCGCCCGACAAUUAGAAAACACAAAGCUGCAUUCUAACUCAGGAUAUGUAGAAGAAUUCAGUGUUAGAGAUGAUCUAAUGGGUUUAGCUAUUGGAGCUCACGGGGCCAAUAUUCAGAAUGCACGUAAACUUGAUGGUAUUACAGGCAUUGAUUUGGAAGAACCUACCUGCACUUUUAAAAUAUAUGGAGAUACAGAAGAAGCAGUGAAAAAAGCCAGAAGUAUGCUGGAAUUCUCUGAAGAGACAGUUUUAGUGCCUAGAGUAUUAGUUGGAAAAGUCAUAGGAAAAAAUGGUCGAAUCAUUCAAGAAAUAGUGGAUAAAUCAGGAGUAGUGAGAGUGAAGAUAGAAGGUGAUAAUGAAAACCAAAUUCCACGGGAAGAGGAAUUCAAGGAGGUAGUUGCUGAUCAGAAGUGGGAGGAUUUUCAGUUUGAGGUUCCUUUUGUUUUUGUUGGAACUGUUGAGAAUAUUACAAAUGCUAAAAUUCUUCUUGAGUAUCAUUUAGCGCACCUGAAGGAAGUUGAGAAAUUGAGACAAGAAAAACAAGAAAUUGACCAGCAGCUGAGAACACAGAUGGGUAGCAUUUUAAAUUUCCCAGUACCCCGAAGAGCAGGGCCUGAUAGAGGUUAUAAUUCUGACAUGGAUGUUGGCAGGGGACGAGGAGGAGGACCUCCAAGAGGUCGUGGCAGAGGUGGAGGACCAGGACAGGGCCCCGGCCGUAGAUGGGCAGGAGACUCUCGCUACAACAACAGUACUGGUACUCAUCCUGCAACUCUCAGUGACUACAUCCCUAAUGACAAGAGAAGUGGAUCAUAUAGAGAGAUGUCAGAUGAUGGCAGGGUACUGCGUCUUCCACCUCGCCAAAGAGGACGUCGUCGUGUGACAGAUGAAGAUGAAUCGGUUAUGGACAGUCAUGAAGCAUCCAGUGUUGCAAGUAUGGAUAGAGAGAGUGUAUCAUCUGUUGAAGGGUUUCAGAGUCAAAGGCGGCGACAGAGAAGAUGGAACAAACAUGAAGAUGGUCCAUUUUCUAGUGAGCAGCCCCGCCAAGUAAAUCGUAGAUAUUCAGAACCCCGUGAAGUUGGAAGAGGUAGAGGAGGGAGUGAUAAGUUUAUUCCCCCUCGAAGGAUUAAGAGAGAACAAAACAGCAAUAUAAAUGGUGAAAAUAACAGUGAGACCUCUCUAGAAUUAGCCAGUGGAAAUGUUCCUCCAAAACAACAAAAAGAGCCUAUUCAGUCUAAUUGCAAGUCGGAGAUAUUAACAGAGCCAACAAUGCCUAAAGACAAGCAGAUAGUUAAUGGAACAACUUAGAGGUGACCUGUUUUAGCUAGGUUUGGCACUGAAAUUUGUGUUAUUAUAUGAAAAAAAAAAAAGAUAUUGUAUUAAUUCCCCUAAGCAGUAAUAUUACUGAUUUUUGCAGAUAUAUACUAUUCUGCUUUGUAUUCUUUUAUGUGAUUGUCUCCACCUGACUUAUUAACCUGAAAGACCAAGAUAAGAAUCAUUCAUAGUGACAUAGAAAACAAUACAGACCACUUCUGAAGUAAAUUUUCAGAAAUGCUGUGUGUUUAGAUGCCACUGCUCAAGCUGUAGGUGCAUUUUUCAGCAUAGUGAUUUGAAGAACAAACGCUAUGAAGUAUUUAGUUAAACAAAUUUGUUAGGUAUAUCACCAUUUCUAUUUUACGUGUUUACUUGAUUUUGAUAAAACGGUGCCUGGGAAUAGGAUGAACCUCCAACUUAUAUCUUUAUUUAUUACUUUUAGAUUAAAAAUAAAAAUAAACUAGGAGUCAGUGGUUUUAUUCAUUAAUUCUCUGUGUGUGUGUGUGCAUGUGCAUGUAUGUGCUCACAUUGUGUAUUUUGGUUCCUUGAUGUUAUUUUAUAAUGAAAAGUGCAUUUAUAAAAAGCUAUGUACCUAUGAAAAGUGCAGUGUAGUUAAAGUUUUCUCUAAGCUAAUAUUCUAAAAGCUACAUGUUAGGUGUUUACUCGUGUGUUUUGUUAUUUAAGAGAGAAAAAAAAUAUUUUAGGAAAACACCUUUGCUUAAGCAAAGCUUCGUAAACAUGCUAGUAAAAAUUGUUUUGUCUGGUUAAAGCUUUUGAUGCCUAAGAGGGUAGAUUUUGAUGUCUCAGCAGCUCUGUAGUUAGUGUGGUUUUGUGACCAACCUGAAAAUGUAGUUGAAGAGCACUUUAUUAAACUGUAAGUGUUCUGGUUUUUGUAAUAUCUUGGUUUCUAUCCAAUAAAUAUCCUGAGGAACCUCAA
Limulus polyphemus (Atlantic horseshoe crab) is the source of this 2894-nucleotide messenger RNA. Its product is annotated as fragile X mental retardation syndrome-related protein 1-like. Gene Ontology annotation, biological process: regulation of translation at postsynapse, modulating synaptic transmission; regulation of mRNA stability; central nervous system development. Gene Ontology annotation, cellular component: axon; neuronal ribonucleoprotein granule; neuronal cell body. The record is from RefSeq and is a predicted model, not a curated record. NCBI's taxonomy places the organism in Eukaryota, Metazoa, Arthropoda, Merostomata, Xiphosura, Limulidae. Gene Ontology annotation, molecular function: protein homodimerization activity; mRNA 3'-UTR binding; translation regulator activity. The coding region runs from base 26 to 1951 and encodes 641 amino acids. The transcript has 15 exons.